Messenger RNA from Striga asiatica, 897 nucleotides. Lineage: Eukaryota; Viridiplantae; Streptophyta; Magnoliopsida; Lamiales; Orobanchaceae. The record is from the annotation of a GenBank genome assembly.
GUAAAUUUCAAGAAUAGAAUCUAGAUGUCAAAAAGAUAUCUCACAACAUGCAUGCCCUUGAGAACCCCACAAAGCAAAAUAUGCAACUACAUCCAUCCAAGAAAUUACAAAGCUGAAAUUCUCUUCCUUAACAUAUAUAUAAAGCCAUAAAUCACAACUCUAUUCCCUUCAGCACAAAAUCAUCUACCUUACAAGAUUUUAUUUACUAAAAGCUUCUACACAAACAAUUAAUUUCCUAGUUCUUUUUUCCCUUCAAAGCUGCAUAAACCUAGUUGCAAUAUAGGAAGUACAUAGUUAAGAGAAUAAGGAAAGAUGGGAAUUGAAGGGACUCUCGAUUUCUUGACUGAUUUGUUUAUCACCGCAAAGAGGAAGAAGAGGAGGCAAAUCAACACAGUAACCCUCAAAAUCAGGAUGGAUUGUGAAGGCUGUGGACAUAAAGUCAAGAAUGUACUCUCUUCUAUCAAAGGGGCGAGAUCCGUGGAGGUGGACUGGAAAAAACAUAAAGCGACAGUUACCGGAUUUGUGGAUUCUAAGAAAGUAUUAAAGGCGGCAAAGAAGACGAAGAAGAAAGUGGAGCUGUGGCCAUAUGUUCCAGUUGAGCUAAUGGCCCACCCUUAUGCAUUGGGAGUUUACGACAAGAAAGCGCCGCCUAAUCUCGUGAGACGGACUUACGAGCCAGGAGUGGCGACUCUAAACCCGGUCGAAGAAAAAUAUUCCCUCAUGUUUAGUGAUGAAAAUCCUCAUGCAUGCUCUAUCAUGUAGAGAUAUAAUUAUGAUUGACAUAUAUAUGUAUUUGUAAUUGAACUUAAUAUUUGUUAUAAUCAUAUUACAUGUUUAUGUUAUUAUCUUAUGUAAGCUUGUUGGUAGAUCAACUUUGAGUCAAAUGAUAAAAAAAAC